Messenger RNA from Fomitiporia mediterranea MF3/22, 270 nucleotides. Its product is annotated as ribosomal protein L35. Gene Ontology annotation, cellular component: ribosome; large ribosomal subunit. Gene Ontology annotation, biological process: translation. The transcript has 2 exons. Gene Ontology annotation, molecular function: structural constituent of ribosome. Lineage: Eukaryota; Fungi; Basidiomycota; Agaricomycetes; Hymenochaetales; Hymenochaetaceae. The coding region runs from base 1 to 270 and encodes 89 amino acids. The record is from RefSeq and is a predicted model, not a curated record.
AUGUUCAUUCUUAAUGCCUUACGGCUGGUCCAGGCCGGUAGAGCAUUCUCGGCAACCGCUGCUUCUCACUUUCCGAAGCUGAAGAGCCAUUCCGGUGCAAAGAAGAGGUGGAAAGCACUAGCAAAUGGCCAAUUUAAACGCGCGCAAGCUGGUCAUCAACAUUUGAACGAGCACAAGCGUCCCAGUAGAAAAAAUCGUCUGGCUCAGACAACUUACUCCAGCACGACUCAAAGGGCAAAACUACAUAAACUGUUGCCAUACGGAAGCUAA